Pelodiscus sinensis (Chinese soft-shelled turtle) is the source of this 549-nucleotide messenger RNA. Lineage: Eukaryota; Metazoa; Chordata; Testudines; Trionychidae. The record is from RefSeq and is a predicted model, not a curated record.
CCCCCAGUGAUCAGCCAGCUCAUCGACAAACUGAAACACAUCAACCAGCUGUUGAAAGGAAUGGCGCUGUCCCGGCGCAAAGCCCCCGAGCAGAGCACGGAGGAGGAGGAGUCGGAAAGCGGCGACUGCGAUGACGAAGACGACUGCAGGGGGGGCUCUGGAAACGGAGCACUAGGAGUUAAGAAUCGGCUCCGGUUCUUAGCAGAGCUGGCUUAUGAUUUGGAUAUGGACGACGUUCCCUCAAAUAACCAACUUUUGAACCAGCAAAGCACAAAGGAGACCGCGGUUCACAACCUGGGAUCAAGAAAUGCCACAUGGAAACGUGUUCCCGUCACUGCUGUUUUCAUGGCCAUCUUUCUCACGUGGGCCCGUUGACUUUGUACAGUUGCCACGACCAGUUUUCCUGGGGAUUAACGUCUUUCCUUCUUUCCCUCCCCCCCUCCCAAAGGAGACGUUCUGAAAAGCUCUCCUGCAAUAUAUACACACUUCCAAAGAUUAAGUGAAUGACUUGCAUUUGGUUUGUGAAAUAAAAGGGGGUCGUGACCACAA